ACCAGCUCUUCCAGAUACUGAUAACGAAGUUUCUUUCUGGCUCUGCACUCCCUGGCGCUCUGACGGCUUCUUUCUGUUUUAUUUUGCAUGUUAAAAUUUUAAUUUUUUUAUUCACUGUCUUUUCCGUUUUUUUCUUUUAAUUCUGUUCUGAAAAACCGUUACAUUCAUGCACCUCUUGUGGCAUCGGGAUGUCUUUUUCCGCGGGAAAUUAAAAAAUUUUCGCAGGAAAAAGGGCAAAAAGGCCAAAGUGGACGUCGGAGAACUCCCUUUUUGGUGCGUCUGGAAGGAUUCAGCGAAGAAUAGGACCUUUCUUGUGGGAAAAACACAAAAUGGGUCGAAGGUUCACUUCCGAAUCAUCGACCUGACCACGCUGAACUUCCAUGUAACUCGCGUCCCGAUCGAUAGGAAAUUGCUGAAUGCUAAUGGGCGUUACCUGGAAGUUUAUCAUCUCUAUCGUGAUUCCAUCAUCAAUCUGGCUACCCUAGAUGCUGGAGAUUCCCUUGUGUUUCUCCAGUAUGACCUGAAUAGCUGCCAAACUGAUUUCCACCCACCCAUUCCGAUGAUCUGGAAGGAGAUGAUUAAUGAGAUGUUUGCACGGAAUACCGUAAUCUGGGGAGAUUAUUUCUUCUUUGUGAGGAAUGUCGCGCUGGACAGCGACAGCCGGCAAAUCUAUGCGGAAGUUUAUCGGUACAACCUGGCCAAGAGGGGAAAAUUCCGUUGUGUUAGCCGUUUACCGGAAGCACGGAACUUUCCUGGCUUCCUGACACCUCUUGCCUUUGAUGCUAUUGCGAGUGACCGCAUGGGGAUUGUGCUGUUUGGCGUGAGAGCAGCUAAGACUUACUCGAAUUCCGAGAGAGUUGCCCUCCUGGAUGUUCGACGGAUGCGUUGGACACUAUUUCCGCAACCCCGUUCCGGAAAAUUCUUCCCACCGUGCUCAAUGCUGGAGAGGAUCUUUCUAGCUGAAAGUGGUGGGGAUAUGAUCUACGUGAAGCGUACGCCGGAAUUGGAGAUGUGGCGGCAUAACAUCUAUUCCCGCAGGAGUGCUCUCAUUGGCAAAAUCAAAGCUUGUUACGUUGAUCUCGUGCACUGCAUUGCCCCAAACAACAUCCUCAUUGUCACGCGUGAGAGUGACUCCUUCCACCUCCUUCAGAAGUCACCGGAGGGGCCCCUCUCGCUGCAGAAACUCUGUGCAAACAUCCUCAUACGUCACGACCUCCACAAACCCUCCAAUGCAAAGCUCAAGGAAUUGGGCAUCAACCGUAGAUUCUUCAAUAUGCUCUUGAAUGCAGAAAUGUAAGCUCACGCUCGGAGAUUCCACAGAGGACAAACAAACAAACAAACAAAGAUGCCAAAUUCACUUUUUUCGAGUAUUAAAGGAUUUUUUUCUUUGCCUCGAAAUAAAUUAUACAUACAAAAAAAA
Messenger RNA from Lutzomyia longipalpis, 1420 nucleotides. RefSeq lists its product as uncharacterized. Bases 167 to 1297 code for a protein of 376 amino acids. The record is from RefSeq and is a predicted model, not a curated record. The transcript has 2 exons. NCBI's taxonomy places the organism in Eukaryota, Metazoa, Arthropoda, Insecta, Diptera, Psychodidae.